UUAACUUAUUUUAUAAUAAAAACCUGGAGAACAGUUUACGAUGGAUGCCCACAAAUAACAGUGCGCCAGCGACACACCAAAUCAACCCUACUUCACCUCCACCUCUCCCCGGUUCAACGGGUGACUCAGUCCUGAUAUUCAAGAGCUGUUUCUAGAGAAUUUGGUGCAACUGAAUAGCUUGCGCCAGGCUUAGGCUUACGCUUAAUAUAUUUAACAAAAACACCCCUUUUCCAAAUAUUGAAUGUCGGCAUCGCGGAGAUUUCUCUGCACUUUAUCCCACUCCUUUACUCAUAAAUCCACUCUUUUUCCUUUCUCUCGCUCUCGCUACUUUUAUACUCUAGCCAUGUCCCAAAAACAGACAAAGCCGAACCCGUUUACAUCUGCUUCCGCAUCGGUCGAUGAAGCUGUUACUUCCAAGCUCGGUGGUUUGAGUAUCUCUGACGGACACGUUUGGAAGCCGAAGUCCUAUGGAACCGUUACUGGAUCCAACGCCGCUUCCGCCGCUGAUGUUCAAACCGAGAAGAACAAUGUUGAUUUGAGUAGAAUUUUUUUGAAUCCUAAUUUGUUAGAAAAUUUCAAAGUUGAUAAUUCGACUUAUUCACUUGCACAAAUCAGAGCUACUUUUUAUCCGAAAUUCGAAAACGAAAAGUCUGAUCAAGAGAUUAGGAUACGGAUGAUCGAGAUGGUGUCUAAAGGUUUGGCUACUUUGGAGGUUUCACUUAAACACUCUGGAUCUCUUUUUAUGUAUGCGGGCAAUGAGGGUGGAGCAUAUGCUAAAAACAGCUUUGGAAAUAUUUACACUGCUGUCGGUGUUUUUGUUCUUGGGCGCAUGUUUCAUGAGGCUUGGGGAAGUAAAGCUGGAGAGAAGCAAGCGCAAUUCAAUGAUUUCAUUGAGCGGAAUCGUAUUUGCAUAUCAAUGGAGUUGGUAACUGCAGUUCUUGGAGACCAUGGACAGCGCCCUCGAGAAGACUAUACUGUAGUAACAGCUGUCACUGAAUUGGGCAAUGGAAAGCCAAAGUUCUACUCCACUCCUGAAGUGAUUGCUUUUUGUCGUAAAUGGCGUCUACCGACUAAUCAUGUAUGGUUGUUCUCAACAAGGAAGUCAGUUACAUCAUUUUUCGCUGCUUAUGAUCUGUUAUGUGAAGAAGGAACGGCGACUUCUGUAUGUAGGGCUCUUGAUGAAGUUGCAGAUAUAUCUGCACCUGGUUCUAAAGAUCAUAUUAAGGUGCAGGGAGAAAUCUUGGAGGGUCUUGUUGCUCGUAUUGUAAGUCAUGAGAGCUCAAAACAUAUGGAGGAGGUCUUGAAAGAUCACCCUCCUCCACCUGCUGACGGAGCUGGCAUGGAUUUGGGACCAAGUCUAAGGGAAAUUUGUGCUGCAAAUAGGUUGGAUGAAAAACAGCAAAUAAAGGCUCUCCUUCAAAAAGUUGGUUCUUCCUUUUGUCCUGAUCAUUCAGACUGGUAUGAUUCACAUUCAAGAAAUGCAGACAGAUCUGUACUUACAAAUUUUUUGCAAGCUCAUCCUGCUGAUUAUUCAACUGCUAAGUUGCAGGAAAUGAUUCGUUUGAUGAAAGAAAAACGUUUUCCAGCUGCAUUCAAAUGUUAUCAUAACUUCCACAAAGCUGAAUCUAUGUCAAGUGACAACCUUUUCUAUAAAAUGGUCAUUCAUGUCCGUAGUGACUCAGGAUUUAGGCGUUAUCAAAAGGAGAUGAGGCACAAGCCAGGAUUGUGGCCUCUUUAUCGAGGUUUUUUUGUUGAUGUUAAUUUGUUCAAGGCAAACAAGGAACGAGCUGCUGGAAUUGCAAAAAGCAACAAUGAUAUAGUAGGACAUGUAAAUAAUGGAAGUAGCACAUCCACAAUAGAUGGUUUAGCCAAUGAAGAUGCAAAUCUAAUGAUUAAACUGAAGUUUCUUACAUAUAAGUUGAGAACAUUUCUGAUCCGCAAUGGGUUGUCGAUUCUUUUCAAGGAUGGUCCAGCUGCUUACAGGGCUUACUAUCUCAGGCAAAUGGAGAUUUGGGGCACUUCAGCAGGAAAGCAGAGAGAACUCAGCAAGAUGCUUGAUGAAUGGGCUGUGUACAUUCGAAGGAAAUGUGGAAACAGACAAUUAUCAUCAGCAAUAUACCUUUCUGAAGCCGAGCCAUUUCUUGAACAGUAUGCAAAACGUAGUCCAGAGAAUCAGGUUCUAAUUGGAUCUGCUGGGAACUUGGUAAAGACUGAAGAUUUCUUGGCAGUUGUUGAAGGAGGCAUGGAUGAAGAGGGUGAUCUUGCGACAGAACGGGAGGAAGCAGCAGCAAGUCUUAGCCCCUCAGUCAAGGACACUAUUCAGAAAAAGGAGGGUUUGAUUGUAUUUUUCCCAGGAAUACCCGGUUGUGCAAAGUCUGCAUUUUGCAAAGAACUAUUAAAUACCCCAGGAGGACUUGGAGAUGAUCGACCAGUUCAGAGUUUGAUGGGUGACCUUAUCAAAGGAAAAUAUUGGCCCAAAAUAGCUGAUGAGCGCCGGAAAAAGCCAUAUUCUAUAAUUCUUGCAGAUAAGAAUGCACCAAAUGAAGAAGUUUGGAAACAGAUUGAGAACAUGUGCCAUAGCACCAGAGCUUCAGCUGUUCCAGUCAUACCUGAUUCUGAAGGGACCGACUCAAAUCCAUUUGCUCUUGAUGCAUUAGCUGUUUUCAUGUUUCGUGUGCUUCAACGAGUCAAUCAUCCGGGUAAUCUUGACAAGUCAUCUCCAAAUGUUGGCUAUGUGAUGCUAAUGUUUUAUCACCUUUAUGAUGGAAAGAGUCGCAAUUAUUUUGAGGAUGAAUUGGUUGAACGUUUUGGCUCUCUUGUCAAGAUACCAUUGUUGAAACCUGACAGGAGUCCCCUACCUGCUUCUUUGAUAUCAGUUCUGGAAGAGGGAAUAAAUCUAUACAAUCUUCACACUAAGAGACAUGGAAGAUUGGAGUCGAAUAAGGGUUCAUAUGUACAGGAGUGGGCUAAAUGGGAGAAGAAAUUAAGGGACACUUUGUCUGCCAAUGCUGAAUAUCUUAAUUCUAUUCAGGUUCCAUUCGAGUUUGCAGUUCAGCAAGUGUUGGAACAGCUGAGAAAGAUAGCAAAGGGUGACUACACUAUACCAAGUACUGAGAAGAGGAAGCUUGGAACUGUUGUUUUUGCUGCUGUCGACUUGCCUGCUGCAGAAAUCCAGGGGCUUCUUAACAAGUUGUCUGGUAUGAACUCCAAUGCUGAAGCAUUCCUCGAGGACAAACCUAUGGACAACUUCCUCAGGAAGGCUCAUGUGACUCUGGCUCACAAGAAAAGUCAUGGUUUCUCAGCUGUGGCUGGUUAUGGUCUCUACCUCCACCGUCAGGUUCCUGUGGAACUGAACGCUCUUCUGUUCACUGAUAAAAUGGCCGCACUUCAGGCCCAACUUGGUUCCAUUGACGACGAAAAGAUAGUGUCGAAAAAUGAAUGGCCCCAUGUUACCAUAUGGACUGGGGAAGGAGUGGCGCCCAAGGAGGCCAACACAUUACCUCAAUUGCUCUCAGAAGGGAAGGCAACUGUUGUUGAAAUCAACCCGCCACUCACCGUAUCAGGUACGGUGGAAUUUUACUGAGAACGCUGUAAAUGACCCUUUCUUCAUUAGCUCAUGAGAGUUGCUCAUGAAUCGGGUUGGAAUUGGAUCAAAUUGGUAUACAAAAAAGGAAAUAAAAUUGCCUACUCUGAGUUUCCAUUUCAUGAGAUUUUGCGGAUACACAAUAAAGGGGAAUGGGCAUAGUGCAGUGCCACAUUUUUGUUCAAUGAAUUUUGGCUUCUAAUAAACAUAUGUUCAUAACACGAGAGUGUUUAUGUUCAUAACAAGUAAAUUCAUGUACAAAUUUGGCAUAGGAAAAAAACGGUGCGAUUGUGGUUUACUUCUAUUUGUGUUAUGUUAUCCUCACAAAUAUAUAUAUUUUUAUAAAUUUUAAUACGAUAAAUACUACUUAAUUUAGAUAAA
Molecule: messenger RNA, 3964 nt
Organism: Gossypium arboreum
Lineage: Eukaryota; Viridiplantae; Streptophyta; Magnoliopsida; Malvales; Malvaceae
Product: tRNA ligase 1
Exons: 27
Coding region: 242-3583 (1113 amino acids)
Biological process (GO): tRNA splicing, via endonucleolytic cleavage and ligation
Molecular function (GO): RNA ligase (ATP) activity; ATP binding
Source: RefSeq, a predicted model, not a curated record